CCCUACAUCAACAUGCACAACCUCGUCUCCCUCUCCCUUAGUUCCCUCACUUCCUCAACUUCUCACAUAGUUGUACAUGUGAGAGACAAACACUUCCUCCCCAAAAAACAGGCCGACUUUUUCUCCAUGAGAAUCACCACCAACUAUGAACUCACCCAAUAACAGCCCCACCGCUUCCACAAAACUUCCAGACCUUGCACAACCCCCUCUCACCACACCCCAACUCUCCAACUGUGAUGGCCCCUGCGCCUCUGUGGGGCAAGCAUGCGCAGCCUGCAAGUACCAGAGGAGGAGAUGCGCGCCGGACUGCCCGCUAGCGCCUUUCUUUCCGGCGGAUAGAGUGAAGGAAUUUCUCAACGCCCACAAGCUUUUUGGAGUUGGUAACAUUCUCAAAAUACUGAAGAGGGUGCCCCAGCACGAGAGGCACAACACCAUGAGAUCUGUUAUAUUUGAAGCCAAUGUACGGGCGAGAGACCCCGUCGGGGGUUGCCAUCGCUUGAUUCGCGACAUGGAAGAGAGAUUACUGUUAUGCAGCUCCGAACUCGAUUUUGUAAUGAAAAAACUCGCCUUUUAUAAGUAUAACCUAUUGCUGAAUGAUGAGACGCCCAACUCCAACAUUUAUGAUUUCGUCCAGAACACUAAGUCCGAGCGGGCUAUUGGUGUCGGAAGCCUGCUAUUCGCAGGUUGCAGCCAUGAAGAACUAAUUAAGGUUGAAAUGGUGGAACAAUUCUUGAACGAUAAGCCUACUAGACUAAGUAACGAAACGGAAGAUCCAAAGCCAGAUGUGUCUGUUGAGACACACGAGAGCAAAGAAUCAAAGGAAUCCUGGUCAGUGUGAAUAGGAUGCAUAAAGCUGACAACAACUGAAAGAAGCCUCAACGACUCAAAGGAUAAUGCGUCCGUGAUUUCUAAUGAAAACUUAAAACAGUGGGACUGUAAAUAUCCUUUUUAUUUUUUGCCUGUUUGUAUGGAUAGGUAGAAUCCUUUUCUGUGUACAGAUUGUAUAGUCAGUAGUUCCCCUAAAAAGAGAAAAUGUAUAGUCAGUAGUUUAGUGUGGUUUGGCAACUUUAAUUAGCUUGUAACCCAAGUGAGGGUUCAAAGGUGUUUGAACGUUGGUUGUUCCUAUGGUGGAGGGGAGGGCAUCCACUGAAACCUGCCACUCUCCACGGUGGAAGCACGUCAGGCCGGUUAAGAUUUGUGCGUUUGAUCGGGAUAUUCGACUUU
Messenger RNA from Sesamum indicum (sesame), 1224 nucleotides. Its product is annotated as LOB domain-containing protein 28-like. Lineage: Eukaryota; Viridiplantae; Streptophyta; Magnoliopsida; Lamiales; Pedaliaceae. The record is from RefSeq and is a predicted model, not a curated record.